Molecule: messenger RNA, 3199 nt
Organism: Salvelinus sp. IW2-2015
Lineage: Eukaryota; Metazoa; Chordata; Actinopteri; Salmoniformes; Salmonidae
Source: RefSeq, a predicted model, not a curated record
AGUAUGUGGAAUAAUUGUUAACUAACUGAAUCGUCCAAAAACAAAGCCGAGAUAGCGGAAAGGAAAAGGAUACGGUAUCUGUCGUUAGUUUACGCGGAGGGAACUGACAGGGAGAGUAGGCUAUUGUAUUAUUAUCACCACAGCUGCUGAACAGAGGAGCAUAAGUGGACGAAUACUACGGCUGCCAGAGGCUGUUCCCACACUGUCUAUCUCCACUGUCACUCAACAUCAACCAGCGAAUCAACGGCCUCGCUGAGACUGCCGGGCUCUAUCGGAGCCAUGGGUGAGGCUAAGGUCCUGAUGUUGCUUCUUCUGAUCGGUUGGGAGAAGUCGUUGAGUCUCAACUGGAACCCAAUACCACGCAAGACCGUCAGAUACCAUGAGGUGCUGGACAGCAUGGCCAGGUUCCGGGCUCUAGGUGUGUGGAACUACACCAUGGUGACUCUAGCAGAACACGAGAGGGUUCUGUAUGUAGGAGCUAGAGAGGUCCUGUUUGCCCUGGACCCUAACGACAUCAGCAGACAGCUACGACCUCUGAUUGAGUGGCCAGCACCACAGGAGAAGAAGAGAGAGUGUUCUGCCAAGGGCAAGAACAACCAGACGGAGUGCUUCAACUACAUCCGCUUCCUGCAGAGCUACAACCACACCCACCUCUACACCUGUGGAACCUUCGCCUUCCAGCCCAAGUGCACCUACAUCAAUGCUGACCACUUCAGUCUCAACCCUGGCUCCCUGGAGGAUGGGAAGGGCAAGUGUCCCUACGACCCUGCCAAAGGCCACACAGGCCUCAUAGUGGACAAGGAGCUGUACUCUGCCACACUGAAUAACUUCCUGGGUACUGAGCCUGUGAUCCUGAGGAACCUGGGACAGCAACACUACAGCAUGAAGAGUGAAUACCUGCCGGCCUGGCUCAACGAGGCCUGACUUGUGGGCUCGGCCUUGGUGAGGGAGAGCAGUGGCAGUAAGGAAGGGGAUGAUGACAAGAUCUACUUCUUCUUCAGUGAGAGAGCUGUAGAGCUGGACUGUGACACAGAGCUCACUGUGGCCAGGGUGGCCCGCGUCUGCAAGGGUGAUCUGGGGGGCACCAGGACCCUGCAGAAGAAGUGGACCACCUUCCAGAAGGCCAGGCUGGUGUGUUCUCUCCCUGAACGCCACGUCACCUUCAACAACCUGCGGGAAGUCUUCACCCUGCCAGGCAUCGACUGGCGCACCACCACCUUCUAUGGCAUCUUCCACGCCCAGUGGGGUGAUGUGGAUGUGUCAGCGGUGUGUCAGUACCAGAUAGGGGAGGUGAAGAAGGUGUUUGACGGCCCGUAUAAGGAGUACAGAGAGGGCUCCCAGAGAUGGGGACGAUACACUGGCACUGUCCCCAGCCCACGGCCCGGAGCGUGCAUUACAAGCUGGCAUAGGGAGAACGGCUACAACAGCUCUCUUCAGUUGCCAGACGCCACUCUCAACUUUGCCAAGAAGCACCCUCUGAUGGAGGAGAAGGCUCAGGCUCGCCCCCUACUGCUCACCAAGGGCAUCAACUUCACCCGCCUGGCAGUGGACCGGGUCAGCUCCCUGGACCAGCGUGCAUACAACAUGCUGUUCAUUGGCACAGCAGACGGCUGGUUACAGAGGGUAGUGAUCUUUGGCUCGGAGGCCCAUGUGAUUGAAGAGAUACAGCUGUUUGAUUCUCCCCAGCCAGUGGACAGCCUAACCAUCUCUCACACCAAGAAGUACUUGUACAUUGGCUCACGUUCAGAGGUGCUCCAGCUGCCCUUGGCUAACUGCAGCCGCUAUCAGUCGCAGCCAGACUGCCUUCUGUCCCGGGACCCCUACUGCGCCUGGGACAGCGAGGGCCGCGCCUGUGUCCGCAUCGACCUCCACCGCGGAUCUACCUCCUCCCUUUCCCAAGAUCUGAUGCUGGAGAGAUUCAGCAGGGGCAAAGCCAAGUUUGACAAGCCUGUGGCCAUCCCCAGCCCUGACAACUCUCGGCUGAGGAAUGUGACAGUAGUGGUAGAAUCAGACAUGGUGCUGCCCUGCCAGCUGGUGUCCAACCUGGCCCAGCCCUCCUGGGUCCUCAAUGACCGCGAGCUGCAGCUAGGAGACGAGGAGGCCGGGGGGCCACGCUUCGACCGGGCCCUGAAGGCUCUGGUGGUCCCCAACGUGAUGCCUGUGCACGCAGGACGCUACGUGUGCUACUCCGAGGAGCAGGGGGUCAAGUUUCAGACGGAGCGCUACCAGGUGUCGGUGGUGGCCAGCUCCCCUGUGGUCAUGGCGGCCCGGGCCCCUGACGGCAGCAUGGGUCUGUUCUGGGUGUUGGUGAUCACCCUGGGGGCCGCCUGUUUAUUACUAUUGGUGGCAGCUCUGUAUCUGAGGAGGCGUCUGAAGCUGGCCAUAGGUAAAGGAACGGAGAUGAAGCCCCUGGAAAGCACCUUGGUCUACCCCAUCACCCUGCCCAAGGAGCCACCUACCUUCGUGCCCAGCAAGAUGCCCAGCGACGAGGACCGCUUCUGGGAGACGGGCGCCAACUACUACUACUCAGACGGCUCGCUGAAGAUCGUUCCCGGCCACGCCCUGUGCCCCAGCAGCCAGUCCCACCACCACGCCCCCACGGCGUCUCCCAGCGCCAUCCCCGGUCAGCCCAUCCACUCCCCCAGCCGGCUCAGCCUCACCAACAUCAGGGGCUCCGGCAGCAACGGCUACAUCCGCCUCAACCUGAGCUCGGCCGGGGAGGAUAGGGUUAGCGGGGGUGGUUCUGGUGGAGGAGGGCUGGGGCUGGGGCUAAGCGGGGGCGGGAACGACUACUCCAGCCCCUUCAAGGAGGAGCUGCGUCGGACCCUGCAGCAGAGGAGCGUGCUGCCUGACGCCAACCCUGAAGAGUCGUCUGUGUAGUCUUUCUCCGCGCCUGCCGUAAUGAAAAAACAAAACAAGAGACAACGAACGGCAACUAACCUACCUCCCUCCUCUCUCUCUCUUUCUCGGCUCCACUGUCACUCCAUGCUCUUUCUCUCUCUCUUUUUCUGACAAUGCUCGUUUGGCUGACUCUGUGACUGGCAGAAGACGCUUUUUGCACAGAGCAUGUGAUGUGACACACACGCCGAAUAUUCAUCAGCAUCCACUCCUGUUAUUAUUGUGUUCCAUCCGCUCCUGUUAUUAUUGUGUUCCAUCCGCUCCUGUUAUUAUUGUGUUCCAUCCGCUCCUGUUAUUAUGU